Molecule: messenger RNA, 1188 nt
Organism: Penaeus vannamei (Pacific white shrimp)
Lineage: Eukaryota; Metazoa; Arthropoda; Malacostraca; Decapoda; Penaeidae
Product: oplophorus-luciferin 2-monooxygenase non-catalytic subunit
Molecular function (GO): protein binding
Source: RefSeq, a predicted model, not a curated record
CUUACCACCAUCUGCCUUGCCACCUUCGUUCUUAUCAGACACCAGAAUGAAGUCUCUUCUCUUGGCCGUGUUGCUGGGGCUGUUCGCGGCUCGCCCUGCUUCGUCCGUGGUUCGAAUCCGUCCCGAGGCGCCGGUUCCCCUCGAGUGGCCAUGUCCGGCAGCCCCGGACAUUUCACCUUGUCUCUGUGAGGCGGAUGCAAAUCUGAACCUGAAUUUAGACUGUUCAGGUGUGAUAAAUGAUGCCGAACUACAGCGAGUAUUUUCGGCUCUGUUUCCAUUCGAUGAUUUUCAGAGUUUCACUAUCGUUCAAAACAGAGCGGAUAAUAACGACAUCAGAAACCUCGAUUCAGGUGUCUUUGCGGACAUUACUUUCGAGUACGUGAACAUCACUGGCACCAAAAUCCAAACUAUUAGCGAAAAUGUUUUCCUAAAAUCCCACGACAGGCUUAAACAUCUCGUGUUGUCUGGUAAUUCAAUUAGCGAUUUUCCAUUUGAAACUCUACCAUCUUUCAUGAAGCUUGACACACUUUUCAUGGACGACAAUAUGAUAAGUCUACUCCCAGAUCUAGAAUCGCAGUCCUUGAAAUUUUUCAGUAUAAAUGAUAAUGCAAAUCUGAAAUUCGAAACAAUUGUGUUCGCAAGCGUUCCGAAUCUGCAGUUGAUUUCCAUGACGAACAUCGGCCUCCAGACUCUUUCACCGGGGAUGUUCACAGAGCAAGUGAAUCUCACAACCCUCAGGCUGGAUAACAAUUUAUUAACGGAACUGGAAGAAAACGCUAUUAUACCCUUAAACCCGCGAUUCCAAGAACUCUCGCUUGCUUCUAACCGUAUCAGUGAGGUCACGCACGAUGCCAUACACGGGUUGGUCGAUAACUCCCACGUGUCCUUCGUUGGAAAUAAUAUCCAAACACUCCCAGUUGAUAUCUGGAGAGGCAUCUUCAGCCAAGUGGAGCCAAACGGAAUCAUUGACUUGAGCGGCAAUCCUCUGGAAUGCGGCUGUGACCUCAAGUGGCUUGUUGUUGACUACGCAAGCCAGUACCUGGAUUUGUUGUCGCGCGAAACAGCUUGCAACAGCGGAGAAUUCGUUGUUGACUUGAAUCCCAGCUACUUCGACAAAUUUUGCUGAUGAUCGAAGCCGUUUUCUUGUGCGGCUGUUUUUGUUUGGUUUGAACAAUGGUUUGGUAAUUU